CAAUACUGCGAAGCCGGUUUUUUCCUCAGCUUCCGUUAAGGAUGCGAAAGUGAGAGAUUAAUCCGUGUCGUACAGGUUCUUUGCCAGAGUAUUGCACUUCGUAGUCAGUCUGUGUUGUGGGACAUUCCACAGGAGUAUACAGAUUUUGUGCUGCUUGACUAGAACACUGUCCUGAUAUGUCGGUAGUAGGUAUUGACCUGGGGUUUCAAAAUUGCUACAUUGCAGUGGCACGGAGUGGGGGGAUCGAGACCAUUGCAAAUGAAUACAGUGACAGGUGUACCCCAGCCUGUAUAUCCAUGGGACCCAAAAGUAGGGCAAUAGGAAAUGCAGCUAAGAGUCAGAUGAUAUCAAAUGUGAAGAACUCCCUGCACAGCUUUAAAAAGUUCCAUGGAAGAACAUAUGAUGAUCCUUUUGUCCAGAUAGAGAAACGGAAACUUCCUUAUGAGCUGCACAAGAUGAAUGAUGGUAGUACUGGCUUUAAGGUCUGGUACUUGGACGAAAAUCAUGUCUUUGCAGUAGAACAGGUUACAGGGAUGCUGCUUACAAAACUGAAAGAGAGUUCAGAGAUUGCCCUGAAAAAGCCAGUUGUCGACUGUGUAAUUUCAGUCCCUUGUUUUUUCACUGAUGCGGAGAGGAGGUCUGUGUUGAAUGCAGCUCAGAUUGCAGGUCUCAAUUGUCUGAGGCUAAUGAAUGAAACUACAGCAGUUGCUUUAGCUUAUGGUAUUUAUAAACAAGACCUUCCAGCCCUAGAUGAGAAACCACGAAAUGUUGUAUUUGCAGAUAUGGGUCAUUCAGCAUUCCAAGUCUCAGUCUGUGCCUUUAAUAAAGGAAAACUAAAGGUCAUUGCUACUACUUUUGAUCCCUAUCUUGGUGGCCGGAACUUUGAUGAGGUCUUGGUGGAUUACUUUUGUGAAGAAUUCAAGGUCAAGUACAGACUGAAUGUCCGUGAGAAUGCUCGGGCUUUGCUGAGGUUGUAUCAGGAAUGUGAGAAACUGAAGAAGCUCAUGAGCACAAACUCUUCUGAUAUCCCCAUCAACAUUGAAUGUUUUAUGAAUGAUAUUGAUGUUUCAAGUAAGCUUAACAGAACUCAGCUUGAGGAGUUGAGUGCCCAUUAUUUAGCCAGAGUAGAAGCCCCAUUAAAAGCGGUUAUGGAUUAUGCAAAACUGCAGUGUGAGGACAUUUAUGCUGUGGAGCUUGUUGGAGGAGCAACUCGAAUCCCCGCUGUGAAGGAACAGAUUAUAAACUUCUUCUAUAAAGAUGCUAGUUUCACACUGAAUGCUGAUGAGGCUGUUGCAAGAGGAUGUGCACUACAGUGUGCUAUACUUUCUCCUGCAUUCAAAGUCAGAGAGUUUUGUAUCACUGAUGCUGUCCCUUUCUCUAUUACUCUGAAGUGGAAAUCAUCAUGCUCUGAAGAAGGAAUUGGGGAGUGUGAAGUAUUUGGCAAGAAUCAUCCUGCUCCAUUCUCAAAAGUAAUUACAUUCCACAAGAAAGAACCUUUCAGUCUUGAAGCAUUUUAUACUAAUCCACAGGAGGUGCCAUAUCCAGAUAGGAAAAUAGGUCACUUUGUAAUCCAGAAUGUUGUCCCACAAACAGAUGGGGAGAAUUCUAAAGUCAAAGUCAAAGUUCGUGUUAACAUUCAUGGAAUUUUUAGUGUCUCCAGUGCAAUACUAAUAGAAAAGCAAAAUACAGAUGGAGAACAGAAUGAGGAAAUUCCCAUGGAAACAGAGCCAUGUUUUAAAUCUGAGACCAAGGAAAAUGAACAGGAAAAGAUGCAGGAAGACCAUCUGGAUAGUCACCAGAAUGAUCAGUAUGUCCACCAAAACCAGUCAGCUGAAGAUGAUGGAAGCUCAGGCACAGAUAUAAAGGUGAAUCAAACUUCCUCUGGUGAUACUGAUCAGGAACCUCAACCUGCUAAACCAAAGCUGAAAGCAAGGAGUAUAGAUCUUCCGGUUCUCACCAACUUGCCCAGGCAUUUCAAUCAGGAAGUUCUGAACUGCUUUACAGAAAAUGAGGGAAAGAUGAUGAUGCAGGAUAAACUAGAGAAGGAGAGGAAUGAUGCCAAAAAUGCAGUGGAGGAAUAUGUUUAUGACCUGAGGGAGAAGCUCUGUGGUAUCUAUGAACCAUUUAUUACUGAAGAGGAUAGCAAUAAACUGAACCUUCUACUAGAGGACACUGAAAAUUGGCUAUAUGAAGAUGGAGAGGAUCAAGCAAAACAAGUCUAUGCUGAGAAAUUACAAGACUUAAAGAAAUUUUGUCAACCUGUACAAGAUCGAUAUUCAGAACAAGGAGAUCGGCAGAAAGCAUUUGAUGAGCUGGGAAGGAAGAUACAAGUUUUUAUGAAGACUGUGGAGGCUUACAAAAACAAGGAUGAAAAAUAUGAUCACAUUGAUUCAGCAGAAAUGGAAAAAGUUGAAAAACGUAUGAUUGAGUCUAUGAAUUGGAUGAACAAUAAAAUGAACGCACAGAGAAAGCUGAAACCAUUCCAUAAUCCUGCAGUGAAAUCAACUGAAAUAUUAGCAGAAGCCAAGGAGCUGGAUAAUGUUUGUCACCCCAUUGUCAGCAAGCCAAAGCCUAAAGUGGAGUUCCCACCUGAAGAGAAAGAAAAGAAGGUUAACAAAGAGCAUAAUGGCCCAGCGAAUGAACAGAGUGCAACUGGCAAUCAGAAUUCAGGGACUGAAAACUCUCAGCAAACUAAACAGCAGUCUGCACAAAUGGAAGUGGACUGAGCUUGAAAGUUCUUUUCAUUUGUUCAUUUAUUUCAGUAACAUAAACCUCUUUUGGCAGCAUUUGUCCUCCUCUCCAUCCUUUUUUAUUUUGGUGCGUAGUUUAUCUGUUACGUGCCCAUUUUCCUUAUCAGUUAUACAGAUGUCAGUUAAUGCCUUGCAAUUCAUAUAAAAUUAUGCUGGAUGAUGAGUUCAAUAUAGAGUCCAAAUAUUCUUUUCAUCUGCACUUACAAGACUUUUUAUAACCAGCAGAUUGUACAGUUCAAUGAAUGUAAAGGUGCUUAGUUUAUUUCAAGGAGCAAGAACCCCAGUCUGUUUCAAAAUGCAGAAACACCCACCUGAUACCCUUUAAUAGUGUACAGUAGGAGUUUUCUUUGCAGAUAAAUGUGUGCACAUUGUCAGGAAGGAAGGAAGGAAGGAUACUUCAUUGUAAUAUACUGAGAAAGAGAUAUAGGUUGUGUUGUUGCAUCUUGGUGUGUGUGUGACAAUAAAAUUUUGAAUUUGAAAAGUGAA
This is a messenger RNA of Protopterus annectens (West African lungfish), 3236 nucleotides long. It is a transcript of the gene HSPA4L, whose product is annotated as heat shock protein family A (Hsp70) member 4 like. Bases 177 to 2726 code for a protein of 849 amino acids. The record is from RefSeq and is a predicted model, not a curated record. NCBI's taxonomy places the organism in Eukaryota, Metazoa, Chordata, Ceratodontiformes, Protopteridae. Gene Ontology annotation, biological process: protein folding. The transcript has 19 exons. Gene Ontology annotation, molecular function: ATP-dependent protein folding chaperone; ATP binding. Gene Ontology annotation, cellular component: nucleus; cytosol.